GGGCGGCCGGUGCGCCCCCCCCGCCGCGCCCCCUCCCCUCUCCCCCCUGCGAUCACUGUCCAUUGGCUUGUCCUGCUCUCUUUUUCAUGUCCAGCCCCUGAUGAGUGUCCAUUGGUGUUGCCUUCGCCUUCCCUCCUCCCCUCUCCCCGGCUUGCCCUGCCCAUGUUUUGUAUGUCUCUGUCCAUCCAGGCUCCUGACGUUCAAGUUCGCAGGGACGUCACGUCCGCACUUGAACUUGCAGCUCAGGGGGGCUUUUGCCAUUUUUUUCAUCUCUCUCUCUCUCCUUCUCUCUCUCCCUCUCUCUCUCUCCCUCUCCCUCUCUCUCUUUUUUUCCUUGCACAAAAAAAAAAAAAGCCAUGACUGCUAUCCCACAAUUCAUCUUCCCUGCGCCAUCUUUGUAUUAUUUCUAAUUUAUUUUGGAUGUCAAAAGACAUUGAUGAAGAUAUUUUCUCUGGAGUCUCCUUCCUCUCUAACCCGUCUCUCCCGAUGUGAACCGAGCGACUCACAAGCCACCGAAGCCACCAACCCACCAUGUCGCGCCGCAAGCAAGGCAAACCCCAGCACUUAAGCAAACGGGAAUUUUCACCCGAACCUCUUGAAGCCAUUCUCACUGAUGACGAACCUGAACAUGGCACAUUGGGAGCUCCGGAAGGGGACCACGACCUCCUCACUUGUGGCCAGUGUCAGAUGAACUUUCCGUUGGGGGACAUUCUUAUUUUUAUUGAGCACAAACGGAAACAAUGCAAUGGCAGUCUCUGCCUAGAGAAGGCUGUGGAUAAGCCACCUUCACCCUCACCAAGUGAGCUGAAAAAAGCAUCCAAUCCCGUGGAGGUUGGCAUCCAGGUUACGCCAGAGGAUGACGAUUGUUUAUCAACGUCAUCUAGAGGAAUUUGCCCUAAACAGGAACAUAUAGCAGGUAAAGAUGAGCCCAGCAGCUACACGUGUACGACUUGUAAACAGCCUUUCAACAGCGCCUGGUUCCUCUUGCAGCACGCACAGAACACACACGGCUUACGGAUCUACCUAGAAAGCGAGCACGGCAGCCCCCUGACGCCACGGGUUGGUAUCCCAACAGGACUAGGUGCAGAGUGCCCUUCCCAGCCACCUCUCCACGGGAUUCACAUUGCAGACAAUAACCCUUUUAACCUGCUCAGAAUACCCGGCUCGGUCUCGAGGGAGGCGUCGGGGCUGGGAGAAGGGCGUUUCCCACCCACGCCGCCCCUCUUUAGCCCUCCCCCGAGGCACCAUUUGGAUCCGCAUCGCAUUGAGCGCCUGGGUGCGGAAGAAAUGGCUCUGGCCACCCAUCACCCUAGUGCCUUUGACAGGGUGCUGCGACUGAACCCCAUGGCGAUGGAGCCCCCCGCUAUGGAUUUCUCCCGGAGGCUGCGGGAGCUGGCCGGCAACACCUCCAGCCCACCCUUGUCCCCGAGCCGGCCCAGCCCUAUGCAAAGGUUGCUGCAGCCCUUCCAGCCCGGCAGCAAGCCCCCGUUCCUGGCCACGCCGCCCCUCCCUCCUCUGCAGUCUGCUCCUCCUCCCUCCCAGCCCCCCAUGAAGUCCAAGUCCUGUGAGUUCUGUGGGAAGACCUUCAAGUUUCAGAGCAACCUGGUGGUCCACCGCCGGAGCCACACGGGGGAGAAGCCCUACAAGUGCAACCUCUGCGACCACGCCUGCACACAGGCCAGCAAGCUGAAGCGCCACAUGAAGACCCACAUGCACAAGUCCUCCCCCAUGACAGUGAAGUCGGAUGACGGGCUCUCCACCGCCAGCUCCCCUGAGCCGGGCACCAGCGACCUGGUGGGCAGCGCCAGCAGCGCCCUCAAGUCCGUGGUGGCCAAGUUCAAGAGCGAGAAUGACCCCAACAUGAUCCCUGAGAACGGGGAUGAGGAAGAGGAGGAGGAGGAGGAGGAAGAAGAGGAGGAGGAGGAGGAGGAGGAGGAGGACUUGAACGAGAGCGACCGGCCGGACUAUGGCUUCGGGAUGAGCCUGGAGGCGGCCCGUCACCACGAGAACAACUCGCGGGCUGGCGAGGAGGGCCGGGCGAUGCCGGACGUCAUGCAGGGCAUGGUCUUGAGCUCCAUGCAGCACUUCAGCGAGGCCUUCCACCAGGUCCUGGGGGAGAAACACAAGCGAGGCCACCUCCCCGAGCCCGAGGUGCACAGGGACACUUGCGACGAAGACUCGGUGGCCGGCGAGUCCGACCGCAUCGACGAGGGGGCCGUCAAUGGCCGGGGCUGCUCCCCGGGGGAGUCUGCCUCGGGAGGCCUGUCCAAAAAGCUGCUGCUGGGUAGCCCCAGCUCCCUGAGCCCCUUCUCCAAACGCAUCAAGCUGGAGAAGGAGUUCGACCUGCCGGCCGCCGCCAUGCCCAACACCGAGAACGUUUACUCCCAGUGGCUGGCGGGCUACGCCGCCUCCCGGCAGCUGAAGGACCCCUUCCUCAGCUUCGGCGACUCCCGACAAUCGCCCUCCGCCUCCUCCUCCGAGCACUCCUCGGAGAACGGCAGCCUGCGCUUCUCCACGCCGCCGGGCGAGCUGGACGGAGGGAUCUCAGGCCGCAGCGGCACGGGAAGCGGAGGGAGCACCCCCCAUAUUAGUGGCCCGGGCCCUGGCAGGCCCAGCUCAAAAGAGGGCAGACGCAGCGACACUUGUGAGUACUGUGGGAAGGUCUUCAAGAACUGUAGUAAUCUCACCGUCCACAGACGGAGCCACACGGGCGAGAGGCCGUAUAAGUGUGAGCUUUGCAACUACGCCUGCGCCCAGAGUAGCAAGCUCACCCGGCACAUGAAAACACACGGGCAGGUUCGGCGUACCCCCCCAGCUGGCGCAGCGCCCAGGGAGCCCCGGAUGUCUGGCAGUUUUCGGAUGGAAGUUCCAGAGCACUUAAAUUCUGAGAGGAGGUGAAGCUGGGGUGAGCGGCCGGCGGCGUCUGGGCGACCGGAGGUGCCUCUGUCCUGCUGGCUCGCCACAUCCAUCCAUCCCUGGGAGAGCCUGAGGAGUCACCCGCCGACAGCAGCGCUCCCCGGGCUCCUCCUGCCUGCAAGACUAUCGUAUUUAUAUUUUGUAAUAGAGUACAACACUUCUUUGGGGCUGGGUUUUUCGGUUUUUUGGGGGUUUCUUUUUGUUCAUUGGGUUUUGGUUUUUUUUCUUCAUUUUCUAAAAACAAACACAUGAAAAAAAACCCACCCACCAAGGUCAAGGGCUUAAUGAUGGCUCCGACUGGCUCCUUUCCCCACGGAAAAGACUGUCUUGCUCUCAUGGACAAGCCGGCCUCUUGGUUAUCUCCGCAACGUGCCAUUCCUCGGGAGGCACAUCUGAUGUGAUGAAUUAAAAAUAAAGCAAAACACAGUGUAGGUCUGUGGGUGGGUGGGAAAUUGCCAUAAUAAAUGUUGGAGCUUUAGGUUUUGUUUGCUCUGUCUUUAAUUUUUAAUGCUAACAAGGGCCAGACGGCUGGUGUGACUCUGUGUUCCCGUACCCUCUGCGGAAAAGCGAGUGCUGGGUUUUCACUGGGAAUGGUGUUGGCACGAGGGGCUGGUGGACAGGACAGACCUUUCCCACAGAGCUAGGCCAGGAGCUGGGCUUAGGGCUGAGCACCCUGAGUGCUCCUGAGCCACCUCUGGCCUUUGGUGAUGCUGAAGAGGGGGGGUUCCCUUGGUGAAUUCCAGCUGUGGUGUUGCAUUUUGCUGCUGAGCUCUGUGCUCCCGGGGCUGCCGGGCUCUGUGAUGUCUGCUUGAGGAGAAGUGAGGCCAGCACAGGUUUUGGGAGGGGUGACAGCCAUGCUGAGAGUCAGACCAGGGGAUGCAGAGCCUGCCCUGAGCUGGGGGAGGUUGUUGUCCUGCUGCUGCCCGGUUGUUGUCCCGGUGUUUGCCAGGCUUUGCCGUCCCUUGCUCGGCGCUGAGCAGCACCCAAGGAGUGUCCUGGGUGGGAGCCCAGGCUCUGUGCUGAGCAGAAGAUGGGUUAUGUGUGAGCUUUGUGCUGGCUCUGAUGGGACUGACAGGCUGUAGCUGCUCCUGCCUGUGCUGGCUGGUGGGAAUGGGCCUUAUUUGGUGAAAGGAGCAGCUGGGUAGCGAGUGGAGUGGCUGGCUGGGAUCAGCGGGAUGGAGCCGUGGGGAAAGGGCCAGUGGACUGCUUGGCUUUGUGCAUUAACUUCAGUCCCACUCCUGUUCUGAGUGAGACCCUCACUUGGGGUGACUGGUGAAACCUGGUGUAGGGAAAACGAUGUUGCCUUUUCCAUGGACAGUGUUGCUCUUUUGUUGUUUAAAACGCCGGGCUGUGUUUUUCUCGUGGUGGCCUGGGCACAGCACAAGCACAGACACUUCAGUACCUUAAAAUCUGGCUGGGGUGGGCAGCAGGAGCAUCUCCAAAGGGUGCCACACUGGAGCACUUGGUGCACUGGGAUGGACACAAAGGGAGCUAUUGCUGCUUCUCCUAAGGUGAUUUGGUCUUUGAGGGCAGACUAUCCAAAAGUCUAUGCACAGCCUCUGCUCUUUUUUUACCAUGAGGGGAUGUUUUUAAAGUUUCUUCCUAACCCAACCUGUGCUGCCACCUCUGUGUCUGCUCCUAAGGGUUUUUUGAGCCUUGGAAGGGUGGAUCCUGUUGGAUUAAGCACCUGAUUGAUUGUGGGUGCACAGUGGUGGAGAGUGAGACACCUGCUCCUGCCUGCCCUGGGCUCUCUGCUCCAGGCAGCCGUGUCAGACCAGGGCUGGCGAGUCCCUGACUGCCAGGGGGGCUGCUCUUCUCGUUUCUCUGGGCUGCUGGGCAGGACCCACCUGGUCUGUACCCACAGCCUGGCCCAGGGCUCUGGGAAGCUGCUUUGUGAGGGGUUCCAGCGAGCUGGCUCCUUCUGGGGGUGUCUGACCCUUGCUCUGUGUGGGCACAGGCCCAGCUCAGUUUGUGGAUGUCUCCUGGGCUAGCUGGUUGUGCUUUUGCUGCUCUGCCUGGUGGAACAAGUGUGAUGGGAUCUGCUUCCUCCGGCUGUGGCUUGUCUCUCCUUCAGCAGGCAGUGUGAGGGCAAGGGUCUCUCCCAGGAAAAGCGAGAAAUAACAAAGUGGGGGUGGCUCAGUGUGUUCUGCCAAGCACAGAAGUGACACCUGAAAUGCUGAAGAUGUAGUCAAAUCGUCUUUGAAAUGUCUAUUUUUUAAUACAGUUGUUAAAAACUCUCCCCCAACUCUUAGGGCUUUGAAACAUCUUCAGAAUUCCUGUUGCCUUAACAGGUGCCAUGUCUGUGCUGAGAGCCCCCUGUGAGCCGUGGGGCUCCUCUCCCUGCUGCCAGCCCUGCUCCUGCUCCUGCUCCUGCUCCUGCCCCUGCUCCUGCCCCUGCUCCAGACUCUGCUGUGGCUCCUGCAGAGCCCCAGGACAGCCUCAGCACGGGUCUGCUGGAGAUUCCAAAGGGUCUCCACUGCCCUGGGUGAGCUGGGGGGGCUGUGGGCUUUAAUUCAGGGUGUCAUCAGGGCCCUCCUUUUGUCUGAGCAGGGCUUGGCUGAGCCCCCUUGCUGUGUCUGGGCUUGGGAUCACCAGCAGCUUAAUGAGUUUCUGCCAAUUAACAAGAGUGCAAGGUUUGCUGUGAGGGGAGGGCUGGGAAGUUGUUAGAGGGGCGAUAUUCCCAGGGGUUUUGUAUUUUGGCAUAUUCUCCAGGUGUUGGUCUGCACAUCCAAAUUGGAAAUAAGGUGUGGUUGGCCUUUAUUAAGAAAACAAAGCUCCUAAGGUUUUGGGGGUCUUAAUAAAGAAAAGAUUAAUCUUCUUCCCAGUCCUGGGGGUUGAGAUGAACAAGAUUCCUGGGAAUCACCUGGCUUAACUUGGAGGUUUUGGGUUUAAAAAGCUGUUUUCAGACUUGGAGAUGAUCUGACUAUGCUGUGUUUGAUUUCUAAGCACACUUUUCCUGACACUAAAAUGCAGCAAAGGUCAAGCCUUUUGUGAAGUCUAGCUUAAAUUUUGCUUUCAAAAUAAUGUAUGUUUUGGAUUCGUGAUGCAUCUGGGCUGUGGACUUUUAUGGGAUGCAAGACCUCUCCCCAGAAGGGAUCUGAGAACAGAUUUUGUGAGUGAGUUUCCAGGCAAAACUGCCAAGCUCCUUGUGGUUUUUUUCAGCUUUGUGUUGGGUCCCACUAAGUGGCUGUGUUCAAGCAGCAUCGUGGUGUCGGUGGGUGACAGCACAGCUGAGGGCUCUGGGGGAAAGUGCAGGGAAGCUCCAUCCUCCUUGGGUUAUUUUAGCAUCUUUAGCCUUUCCUUUGGGUUUGCAUCUCCUUUCUUGUGUGUGUUUGAGCUCUCUGGGUGCUGGUGAGGCCUGGGGUGAGCCUUUACCUGGGGGUUUUUGGCACUGAGGACGGGGAGGAGCUGCUGAGCACCACUGCUGUCCCAGGGCUCCCUGCUCUGCUGGGCUGUUUCACCUGACCCCACUGAAAAGUCUCCUUGAGGAGUGAGCUGGAGCCCCCAGCCCUCAAAAACGGGAGUGGUGCCUCAUUUCCUUCCUCUCUGCUUCUCCUCCCACCCAGCUCUCCCAUUCCAGCUUCAUCAUUCCAUUGUGUCUUGUAUCUGCUGCAGGUCAAACAUUGCCCCUCCAUCCCAGUUCUCUCCCCCCCCAGAAAUCACCCUCUUAGGAUUCAUCUUCUGCAGGGGUCCCAGCAAUCAGGCUAUUCCCAAGGCAAGGUGGAGUUGCAGGGGGCAGAACAAGGGCAGAAUGAAACCCCUAAACCCCAAACACGGCCCUUCCUCCUUAAUCUCCCUGGAUAGAGUUACACAUCUGGUGGAGGCUUGCUCGUUGUUGCCAUGACUUUUAUUGCAUCUUUAGCACUGAUGAAGUUCAGAUGGCAGGACCAGGGGGCCCCAGUUCCAUUUCUCCUCCUGGCCUCCCGUCAUGAGCACGGCGCCAUCCCUGGGAACGCCGGCUCCGAGGGCGGGAGCAGGGGGAAAACCUGGCUCUGGGCAUGGCAACAGGUGGGUGGAGAUGCCUGUGUUGGGUGAGCACCACAUUCUGCACGGAGGGGGUGAUGGGCAGGUGGUUUCUCCUGACAAAACCCAGGUGAGGUGGAUCCCACCUUUCCCUGGUGGCCGCGCCGGUCCCGAGCUCGGUCCAUCCCUGGUGGCUCUUCCCUGGCCCUUUCCAUGACCCUCUGGGCUUCCAGUGGCGAUGUACAGAAGCUCCCAGCUCCCCCCAAUGUCUGCAUGUGUCUAAGGGCUAUACAGGACUCACUGGCGGGCCCCCCGGGGGCGGGAUUUGUGCAUGCAAAUGAAGGUUGUGUUUGGCUUCUCAUACUCGGGUCUAUAUUCCAUAUUGUGUUGACCAAGAAAAACACCUCAGCCCCUGUGCUGAAGAAUGUGAUGGACUGAUGGCUUUCAGAAACGUACUGUAAAUCAAGGAGGCUAAUAAAU
Camarhynchus parvulus is the source of this 7359-nucleotide messenger RNA. RefSeq names its product BAF chromatin remodeling complex subunit BCL11A (gene BCL11A). Gene Ontology annotation, molecular function: RNA polymerase II cis-regulatory region sequence-specific DNA binding; DNA-binding transcription factor activity. Lineage: Eukaryota; Metazoa; Chordata; Aves; Passeriformes; Thraupidae. The coding region runs from base 532 to 2898 and encodes 788 amino acids. The transcript is spliced from 4 exons. The record is from RefSeq and is a predicted model, not a curated record. Gene Ontology annotation, biological process: negative regulation of dendrite development; regulation of transcription by RNA polymerase II. Gene Ontology annotation, cellular component: nucleus.